CACCAGUGGGAGGAGGAUAACUGAUAAAUGUUGGCGAACAUGCUCACACAGGAGAAACCAGCCAAAGAUCCACCGGGACUUCUGAGGAUUCUGUGCUCUGGACUGGGAUCCACGGACCAGGACGUGGCGUGAAACACCUGGAAGGUGAAACUGCUGAGUGAGCAUGAAAACCCAAAGAGAAGUUUCUGAUUCAAACAGUUUGUCAACUGUUAGAGUCCCUGGAGAACCUGGGAUUAUUUAAUCCAAAGUGAAGUCUUCAGAUUGAGCUGUAAUCCUGUAAAGAAACCGUCUCCUUCGGGUCUUCAGAGAGACGGCGCCCAGCAGGACUGAUAAGAUUAUCAAUCAAACCCUGGAAAAAUCUGGACUCGGCUCUGUGCGGUCAUGAACGGGGGAAAUAAUCUCAUAAACUGGCGGGAACUGGAACCCAGCUAUCCGGUGAAAAUCUUCAUGACCGUCCUCUACAGCCUGAUGCUGCUGACGGGGAUUGUGGGUAAUUCCAUCACCAUCAGAGUCACACAGGUGCUGAAGGACAAGGGCUACCUGCAGAAGAACGUGACGGACCACAUGGUCAGCCUGGCCAGCUCCGACCUGCUGGUGCUCCUCAUCGGCAUGCCCGUGGAGCUGUACAGCGCCAUCUGGUUCCCCUUCAGCGCCGCGUCCGGCGACGCCUCCUGCAAGAUCUACAAGUUCCUGUUCGAGCUGUGCAGCUACGCCACCAUCCUGAACGUGGCCACACUCAGCUUCGAGCGCUACGUGGCCAUCUGCCACCCGUUCCACUACAAAACCCUSAGCACACGGCGGACCUCCGCCCUCAUCGCCUUCGCCUGGGCGGUGUCCGUCCUGGUGGCCCUGCCUCUGCUGUUCUCCACCGGGACCCAGGGGUACAUACCCAGCCGGGAGAACCGGCCGGUUCAGAACCUGACCUUCUGCACCAACCUGAGGGAGCACUGGGUGAUGUACAGGACCAGCAUCUUCGUGGCGUUUGUCGUCUACAUGAUGGUGUUGGUCUGCGUGGCCUUCAUGUGCCGGGCCAUGAUCCUGGUUCUGCGCAGRCCUUUGGGGUCCGUGGAUAAAGGCAUCAAUGGGGCUCAAAACAUCGCCAAGCACGAAAGCUCCGUGGUCAAGACGGCCAGGAAGCAGACCAUCAUUUUUCUGGGUCUCAUCGUUGGAUCUUUGAUGGUCUGCUGGCUCCCCAACCAGAUCAUUCGUUUCAUGAUGGCCACCGUGUCCAAGUCCGACUGGACCCCGUCCUACCUGCGGAGAAUCGCCACGCUCCACCUGGUGGCCGACGUCUUCUUCUACCUGAGCUCCGUUCUCAACCCCUUCCUCUACAACCUGUCCUCGCGGCAGUUCCGGCAGGUGUUCGUCCAGGUGCUGCGGUGCCGCCUGACCAUCCAGCACGUCAACAAACGCGCCCUGCAGCAGCAGCCCCGCCCCUCGUCCGCUCACUCCCUGCAGCCGCUGCUGCUCCGGUCGCUGCGCCGCAACAAGACGGCUCCGCCCACUUUCACGGCGAGUCAGAGCGACUCGGGCGUGUUUUCAAACAUCAGUCAAAGCGAAGAGGCAGACGGGACUCUUAAAGCCAUCCUAGAUGUUCCWUCAGAGACAGAAAUAUAACAAAAUGCACCGAACAUUGACUCAAACAGCUUUAUUCAUGUCGGUCUGUCGGCACAAAACAUCUAAUCACAGUCACUCAGAAGUUUGUCCUUAUUUCAUAAUGAACUUUAAUAAUAAAUAAAUGCAACUUCAGCAG
Austrofundulus limnaeus is the source of this 1753-nucleotide messenger RNA. It is a transcript of the gene gpr39, whose product is annotated as G protein-coupled receptor 39. Gene Ontology annotation, molecular function: G protein-coupled receptor activity. Gene Ontology annotation, cellular component: membrane. The coding region runs from base 382 to 1617 and encodes 411 amino acids. The transcript has 2 exons. Gene Ontology annotation, biological process: G protein-coupled receptor signaling pathway. NCBI's taxonomy places the organism in Eukaryota, Metazoa, Chordata, Actinopteri, Cyprinodontiformes, Rivulidae. The record is from RefSeq and is a predicted model, not a curated record.